This is a messenger RNA of Sporothrix brasiliensis 5110, 1068 nucleotides long. RefSeq lists its product as uncharacterized. Bases 1 to 1068 code for a protein of 355 amino acids. The transcript is spliced from 2 exons. The record is from RefSeq and is a predicted model, not a curated record. Gene Ontology annotation, molecular function: homoserine kinase activity; ATP binding. Gene Ontology annotation, biological process: L-threonine metabolic process. NCBI's taxonomy places the organism in Eukaryota, Fungi, Ascomycota, Sordariomycetes, Ophiostomatales, Ophiostomataceae.
AUGGCCACCGAAUCUUUUGUGAUCCGCACGCCGGCGUCGUCGGCCAAUAUUGGCCCUGGCUUCGACGUCAUCGGCCUCGCGCUCUCCCUCUACCUCGAGCUGCACGUCACCAUUGACCGCUCCAAGACGCCGUUUACGGCGCCGCUCAACUGCCGCAUCACGUACGAGGGCGACGGCGAGGGAUCGGUGUCCCUGGACCCGGAUGCGAACCUGGUCACCCGCGUUGCGCUCUACGUGCUCCGCUGCCACAACCAGCGCAGCUUCCCCGCGGAGACGCACGUGCACAUCAAGAAUCCGAUCCCGCUGGGCCGCGGGCUGGGCUCGUCGGGUGCGGCCGUGGUGGCGGGUGUGAUGUUGGGCAAGGAGGUGGGCGGUCUGCACGACCUGACGCCGGCACGUCUGUUUGAUUUUUGUCUGAUGAUUGAGCGGCACCCGGACAAUGUGGGCGCGGCGCUGUUUGGCGGGUUUGUGGGCACGUACCUGAACCCGCUGAAGCCGGAGGACGUCGCGCGCAAGGAGAUUCCGCUGAGCGAAGUGCUGCCGACGCCGGCGGGCGGCGUGGACACGGGCGACCAGCCACCAGCGCCGCCGCUGGGGAUCGGCCACCACAUCAAGUUCCCAUGGUCGCCGACAAUCAAGGCGGUGGCGAUCAUCCCAGAUUUUGAGGUGGCCACGGCCAAGGCGCGCGAGGUGCUGCCGGCGGAGUAUCCCCGUGCGGAUGUGACCUUCAACCUCCAGCGGAUAGCACUGCUCCCGGUGGCGCUGGGCCAGUCGCCGCCCGACCCGAACUUGAUUUACCUGGCCAUGCAGGACAAGCUGCACCAGCCGUAUCGACAGACGCUGAUCCCCGGUCUCACCGAGAUCGUCGAAUCGAUGACGCCCAGCUCGCAGCCCGGUCUGCUGGGCGUGUGCUUGUCGGGUGCGGGCCCGACGAUCCUGGCGCUGGCGACGGACCACUUUGACGAGAUUGCGGAGGAGAUCAUUGGGCGAUUUAAGAAGCAGGGCAUCCAGUGUAAGUGGCAGUUGCUGGAGCCGGCAGAAGGCACACUGGUGACGCGGUCAUCUUGA